UACGAAUCAAAGUACAAGAGGUAAUCAAUCUUAUCCAAGAUCCGGACAAGUUGCGUGAAGAACGAGCGAAGGCAAAAACCAAUCGUCACUUGUAUACUGGUCUUGGAGGAUCGGAUAGAGGAGGUUGGUGUAGUUCCGACGAUUCCUAUUACGGAAAUCGCUACGCGGAUCAGGAUUACGAUAACUAUGUCAGAGCACCCGAUUCAUCUCGUUUUGGCUCUGAGAAAGAUUUCAGAAUCCCACGUGCACCUGUACAACCUCCAGAACAAAGGUUGGGCGAUUUCGAUGAGUGGCAUGUUGGUCGUGAGCGUGGCUUGGUUGAUGACGUAAUUGAACAAAUUCGUGAAGCAUGGGAUGUUGCCAAGCUAUCUACUAAGGACAUAUUUUUCAAGAAGGACUCCGAUGUGAAUAUUCGGUACGCUUUUCGGUUCCAUUUUUCAUUCAACUUAAGAAAUUUAUUUUAA
Messenger RNA from Echinostoma caproni, 464 nucleotides. NCBI's taxonomy places the organism in Eukaryota, Metazoa, Platyhelminthes, Trematoda, Plagiorchiida, Echinostomatidae. The record is from the annotation of a GenBank genome assembly.